CGAGCGUUAAGAUGGGACCGUUCAGCUUCACUCUGGCUCAGGUCUACAUCAGCUUCAUAUCGACCCUGGUCGUACUGCCUGCUAACAUCCUACAGGUGCAGCUAUUCCGUAAGGCACGGCCGAAGAGAAACGAGGUGGCUGUUGGUGGCAUCACCGGACAGAAUAAGAAGUUCCAGUGGAAGGCUGCCACGGCUGAGACGUCACUGUGGAGCAACUUUGAUGAACACAAGACGAAGUUCCACGGAUUCAUACAGUCGGUGAGGAAGACGUUUGACAUCAACAAUCUGUACGGGGAACCGGUGGAGAACAGCAAAUACUCGGUGGGAAACAAGGGCUCUAAGUACAAGAAGAAGAAGAAGAGUAAACUCUACCCACACUGGGUGGUUUACAUCGGCUGGGCCAGCGUCAUCCUUACCGUGUUCACGUCCGGAUUCUUCGUGAUCCUCUACAGCAUGGAGUGGGGACCGGAGAAGUCUGCACAGUGGCUCACCGCCAUGGUGCUCUCCUUCAUCGAGUCCGUCGUCUUCGUACAGCCAUUCAAGGUGCUGGCGCUUGCUCUCUUCCUCUCCUACAUUCUCAAGAAGCCAGACUUGUCAGAGGAAGAUGACUCUGAGCCUAUUAUCAACGCGACCCCGGGACCAGAUGAAGAACUAAUUGGCGCGAAGAAACCGGUGGCGUCGCAUCGUAGCCGCAUGAACAACGACAUGGCCAAGUUUAUGCCGCCGGAGACUCUCGAUCUUGAGAAGAUGCGGGAUCAGCGGAUGAAGGAACUGAAGAUGGAGGCUGUCAUUAAGGAGAUUGUCAUCUACGUCCUCUUCCUCGGCUCUCUACUCAUCCUGGCCCAUCACAACAAAACCGAAGAAUGCUUCCUGAUGACUAAGUCUGUGCGUGAGAACUUUGUUCACAGCGAGGGAGACUCCGCUAUCGGCAUGUACGUCAUGGGUUCCAACCCAGGCGGACAGGGUGCUCUGGUCCACCAAAUCAGUCAGUGGGACGACGUAUGGCCGUGGUUGAAUAAGACGCUCGUGCCGUCGCUGUACGCCGGUAACUGGUACAACGGCAGCGGGAUCACGGAGCACAUGCAACGCUACGUGAAGAAUCGUGAAGCCUUACGAGUCGGUCUCAUCCGACUGCGCCAGCAACGCAUCAAGAAAGAGAAGUGUAAAGGCACGGCCAGUAAGAUAGUGAGUAAGUGCUGGUCUGGCGAUGAUAAGGGUGACUAUAGAGAAGGCUGGGUUGCCAUGAAUGAGACCGAGGCUGAUCAGUAUGAGGCCGACAGGAAGGCAGCGAAGAAACUCGCAAAGAAAUCGAAGAAGUACACGUGGAAGGAUUCGCCGUGGAUCUUCCAAGACGCCUUCCGCUUGGCGGGUCUUCCUUUCAUCGGCACGCUGGACGUGUAUUUGGGAGGCGGUUAUGUUCUCGACCUUCCCGCUACAGCCGACGAGGCGCACGCGUACAUCAACGAGGUGCUCUCGCAGGGCUGGAUCGAUCACAACACGCGCGUCCUGUUCAUAGAGUUCACCGUGUACAACGCGCAGGUGAACCUGUUUACAACGGCCACGCUGUGUGUGGAGUUUAGCCCCAUGGGCGGAGUGUUCAACUACGAACAGGUACCGUAUGCUUUUAAGUUGAGAGUGAAAACGAGGAUCCGAUAUGAGGGUCUGAAUGAUAAAUGUAAGAUGGCAGACAUUGAGAGUAAUAAGACCUGA
Messenger RNA from Priapulus caudatus, 1709 nucleotides. Its product is annotated as polycystic kidney disease protein 1-like 2. The coding region runs from base 12 to 1709 and encodes 565 amino acids. The record is from RefSeq and is a predicted model, not a curated record. Gene Ontology annotation, cellular component: membrane. Gene Ontology annotation, biological process: detection of mechanical stimulus. The transcript has 11 exons. Gene Ontology annotation, molecular function: calcium channel activity. Lineage: Eukaryota; Metazoa; Priapulida; Priapulimorpha; Priapulimorphida; Priapulidae.